AACCAUUCCAUACACUGAACGUUAGACUCAGUCCUCGUUUGCAUGUCCGUCGCGAUGCCCGACAACGUCCGUCAAGCGCCUAUUACUGACGACCGCCACCGGAGCAGUGUCGACUCGGGUAGCGGUUCUUCGUCGCCGGCCAUUUCGCCGUCGCACAGCUUCAAAAGAUCCAAGUCCACGUUUUACCUGUUGGACCGGCGAACGUCGCCACCGCCCGGCCGACUUUUGCCGCAGCCCCAAAAUGUGACGGUCGACACCGUCGCAUGGUGUCCCGCGUUUUUCUGGCGGCUGCUGAAGUCAAUCUUUUUUCUGCCGCCCAUCAACUUGUUACUGCUGCGAAUACCGCUCAUUUGGACGGCUCUGUGGAUUCGACUGACUUGGGCGUGCGUGCGCAUACCUUUGGUGUUCUCGAAGUUCGCUAUCCGGGCGUGCUUUAUGAGGAAGUACAGCAAGGGCGACCGGACGGUGCUGAUAAACGGCGGAAGCACCAUUCAAGCAUUGUACCUGGCCAGAAAUUUUUACGCGGCUGGCAUCAGGGUGAUCGUGUGCGAGGUUGAAGGCUGUGCGGAGUUAGCGUCGUUUUCAGUAGCCGUCGAUAGCUACUACACCGUGCCCAGACCUAACGAAGAUAACUGUAUACAGUACGUGGACGCGUUGAGAGUGAUCGUCGAGAAGGAACGCGUCGGGUUAUACGUACCCACUGGUACAACUGUGCUAGCAUAUUACGACGCAGUAGCCAAGUCACAUUUGGAACUAUUGGGUUGCAAAUGUUGCACACCCAGUCUGGAAGGUGUAUCGUUCCUGAACGAUUUGUCCGAGGUGUUUGACAAGUGCCAGGCCGAGGGCUUAUCGGUGCCCAAGCACUUGAAAGUUUACUCCAAAGAAGAUAUAGUCAAACUGUACGACAACGUGUCAUUCCGGGCCGAUAAACAUUUCAUCGUCAAUGUUGGAUUUUACGGGUGUAAAAUCAAGCACUGUCUUCAAUUGCCAGAGUCCCGAAAGAAUCUAACGCUUCCUGGCCCUGUUUCCGAAGACUGCCCCUGGCUAUUGGUGCAGAACUGCCCGGGUUCGUAUUACGCGACGUGCACCACCGUACAUAAUGGCAAAAUGAUUGGAAACGUCACGUGCAGUGCGAGAACUGGUAAACCCACGAGAAACGAACUGGUCGACGACUGGGUAACGCACUUUUUGUCAACCUUGUCAUUUGCGUUUGACGGCUACCUGUCGUUUAAGGUCUGCAUAUCACCUUCGAGGAACGUGUUCCCCAUGGGCUGUCAGAUAGGCGUGCCCCUAUCCUAUGUAAAUUUCACUAGUCAUUUUGAGAAAAUACUAUACCCUCCCCGCAACGCGCACCAUACGCAUCAUCACCAAGCCGUACCUCCUGAAAUGGAAUUAGUCGAAAGAUAUUGUCUACCAAAACUCAUAUAUGACGCGGUUACAAGAAUGUCUCUAAAAAACACGCUGACCGUGGUUUUAGAAAACCGUGAAAUGGUAUUAACUUAUUGGGACCCUAUGCCCGCCUUCGUAUACUAUAACUUCCAACUGCUCUCGGUCUCUAUCGACAACGUUCUGAAAAAGGUAAAACCCUACAGCCACAAAAAUAAAUACACCACGUUUUAAUAAAGGAAAACGACAUGAAUACAACUUAAUUCAUUCCACAUGCUAUGCCGUAAGCGUUAAUAUGCAGUACAGCUAGUAUUCAAUUAAUUCCUACAUUUUAAGACAUUUAUUAUUACUGUUCUUUUUUAUAUACGCCGCCAUGGUCGUUGACGAGUUUUAUUGACAACGAAUGAACACGAGACUUUUUUGUAAGUGCUUCUUUUACGUUUUAGUCGUUUACGAGAAAUAAAAGCCAUGUUACGCGGCCUAUGAGAUAUAAGAAACUGUGUUAUAGGGUAAAUUGUAAAUGUAUAUAGAUAUACACGAAUAAAGAUUCGGUGCAAGGAGGUAACUGUCACGGAAUACAUCUAGCAAAUCGUAAACGGUCGUUAUGAUGAUAUGGGUCAUAGAAAACGAAACAGUCACUCGAACAUGUAACAAAUAAUGCAGCCGACUACAGUCUAUAAGAAAAUGAGUUUCCAAAAUUUCAACCGCCGAAUUAGGUAUCAUUAUGCCGACAUCACGUACAACUAAAAUUAUGCAAAUUAUUUUAUAUUUUUAUCAUUUUACGCAUAUAUUUGGUAUAGUUUGCAAAACGAUAAAUGAAGCUAUAUUAUAAUGUUUAAAAAUAAUUUGACAAUAUAUUAUUAUAUUGUACAGUAAACCCUCUAAGUAAUAAUACUCAUAAUGUAUUAUUACUCAAUUGGUUUAAUCAAAAUUUAAACUAUAAUAUUAAUACUACUAUCUAGGUAACUAUUUUGAAGUGUACACAUAAAGUAUUUAAUAUUUACUAAGAACGGAUUACUCAUCAAUUAUUUUAGUUUAUUCGGCGGUAUUGUACCCAGACGAUGACCUACAUGAAAAUGUUCCUAAUAAUCGUUUAAAUAAUAUUAUGUUAUCGUAGGUGUAAAUUAAGUAAUAAAUAAAUAUGAAUUUCCACAAUUCUUUAAAAUAUAUAUGAAUCAUUUAAAUAAUGGAAUGUAGUUCAAUUUUUAUUUUAAGAAAGACCUAAAAUAUGAAUACAAUUUUUUAGAUCUUGAUAGGAAAAAAAUCGAUGUACAAUAAAAAGUAAGUGAAUUAUAGCAGAACAAAGAUAAAGUGAACUUCAAAGUAACAGAGAACAAAAUAGACUUGAAAAUGGUUGGAUCCAGAAAGUUAAAAACGUACUUAAUUUGUAUAAAGAAAUGUGUAGAGGAGAUAAAGAAUAAUGAAGGAAAAUAUAAGUCUACCUCACUAUUAAAAUACAUAAAAAGAAAAAAUAAUUAAAAUCGUAAAUAUUUAACCCAAUACUUUAGUUGAGUUUACCCCACAUAAAUAUUUUGUGACACCUCUAACUUGGUAUUUAUUUUACCCAUUCACCAUUAUACAUAUUUUUUUUUAAACAUCAUGAAAGUAAGGUUACAUGUCUUAGAUGUUAAUUGAAAUUGAUAAAAAAUGUAUAGACCAAACAAAUAAAAUAAAAAUAGUUAUCAAUUUUAUUAUAGCACAAUUAUUAAAACCAGAGAAUGACGCAGUCUUCUUUAAUUAUAUAUACCUAUAACUUAUUUUUAGUUUAUAUAUAUAAAU
Messenger RNA from Adelges cooleyi (spruce gall adelgid), 3165 nucleotides. RefSeq lists its product as uncharacterized. Lineage: Eukaryota; Metazoa; Arthropoda; Insecta; Hemiptera; Adelgidae. The coding region runs from base 43 to 1620 and encodes 525 amino acids. The transcript has a single exon. The record is from RefSeq and is a predicted model, not a curated record.